Messenger RNA from Cinara cedri, 5866 nucleotides. The record is from the annotation of a GenBank genome assembly. Lineage: Eukaryota; Metazoa; Arthropoda; Insecta; Hemiptera; Aphididae.
AUGGACACCGCGAACGGGGUAGUUGCCGAUGCCGGUGCCGUAGCACUGCCGCUGCUUUUGUUGCUGUUGCUGAUGACAGUCGUGGCCGCGUAUCACCGCCGCCGCCGACCGCUGCCGAUCACCAGCUCGGACACUGGGGACGCACCAUCGCCAACGGUGCCCAACGGUCCGGCCGCGUACCCGAUAAUCGGAGCCCUACACGCCAUGGACGGACACCGGGACCAACCGUUCCGUCGGUUCACCGAGCUGGCUCGCCUGUACGGACCCGUCUACGCCAUGGCCAUGGGCUCCGUACCGUGCGUAAUCGUCAACGAUUACCCAUCCAUCAAGGAAGUGCUGAUUACGAACGGCUCGAAGUUUGGCGGCCGUCCCAAUUUCAUCAGAUACAACGUGCUUUUUGCUGGCGACCGGAACAACUGUAAGUAUAACAUGCAAACACCGAGGCGAUAACUAAUACUGAACCACGCAGCGCGAUAACUAAUACUGCACCACGCAGCGCAAUGCUCUUUCGAUUAUAAUUUAUACAAACCGGUACGGUCGUGUCGCGGGCGUCGAGGCAUUAUAAUAAUAAUAAUAAUAAUAAUAAUGAUGAUGAUGGUGAAAAAUACAUCGUGCGAUUAUAGUCGUACACGUUAUCAUUAACUAUAAUGCGGCACAUUGCCUGAAAUGCGUGUAAAUUGUAUACACACGUCGUCGAUGAAUCUUUAUGCAAUUCGUAUGACUUGGCACACGGUACAUUUUAUUGCAUUGUGUUACCCGCAAAACAGACAAUAUCAGCACAUACAUUUUAUUGAAAACCAUGUUGAAAACGAAUUCGAUUCGAACAACGGUUCGCUUCGUAGGUGUAUAUCUAUUGUAUAUACCUGUUUAAUGUUCAUCAAACAAUUUUCGUCAAAAAAAAAAAAAAAACACGACAAAACCAUUAUACAUUACUGUAUCUUUGAUCCUAGGAAAGAAGGGCUUAAAACAAUUUUUUAUAGUAUUCGACGCAAGCAAAUUAAGUGUUUAACAUAUAACGAUAUAAUGGCAUAAUUAUUGCUAAAUGUCCUAAUCUAAAUAUGUCAACAAUUUGCCAAACAAAAAGUACAUCAUAGUGGCUUAAAAUAUUUCAGUUUUCAGUAAGUAAGUGUGAUAGAAUAUGCCGCUUAUGCCAUAUUUAGACCAAAAUAAAUGAAAAUAAAUUAUAAAAAAUGUCAAAUUCAACUUGAGCUCUUUUUCCGUGGAACGAAAGAUACAAUAUCAGAGAUUUCGUUGACGUGUAUCACAUUUUUUUUUUUAGUUGUACCGAAAUAUUUACCACAGGUACAGUGAUAAUUUGCAUGUAGACAGUUCUAAAAUUAUAUAGAUAAAUUUGUUUUAUCAGUCUAAAUAUCCAGCGUAACAAUAAACGGCAAAUUCGAUAAUAUAUAACCUAUUUAGUAAAUUCAUAUUGUCAGUUUUAUUUAUUUCCUAUACAAAUGUAUAAAUAUUGGAAAUAAAAUUAUCGGUGAUAAUUAAAAGUGGUUAUGGAUUAUUUAAUAGAGGGGUCCUGAAUAUCAAUGUUUGUAAUAAGAGUGAAUUAUGUGUGUUGAACAAAGACUUUAACUCCUUUAAUUAUUUCGUAAUGGGGAGGUUAAACCUCAAACCCCUCUUACCUACACCCCUUAUGAUAGGUACUUCCUGCUAGGAUCAUUUAAGUAUAUUACAAAAAACCCAUACUUAAGUAACUACAUCUUUAUAAUUGUUUUUAAUAAAUAACAUUAAUUUAAUUUUUUGAAAGUUUGAAGUCUCACUAUAUUAUUCAUUAUUUCGUUAACAACUAAUAACAGCGUGAAAUACAUUAUAAUAUAUUUUUGUCGAUAAAACAAUUCAAACCGAGAAAGACCGAGUCAGUUAUCACUUUAUCAGUUGUGUUUCAUAAAACGAAAUUACAAUAUUGUACUAAAAUUAUAACUAAAUAUACUUAAAUAUAUAUAUAAAGAUUAUAUUGAACUUCAGUACCUAAAAAAUGCGUAUUUUGUAGUAGCCUGCAGCAGACAAUCGAAUUCAGCCGAAUUAAGUACCUACGUCAUUAUUAGAAUAUCUUUCAAUAUCGUGAAAAACAAGAUCAGCAUUUUCACAUAUUACAACUAUUUUUUUUUUCUCGUACACCAUUAAUAUAGCUAGUUCAGGAAACAAUAAACAAUAUUGUGUAUUUAUAAAUAUAAUUUAAGCCAAUCAUAUUAUUUCGUUGGCGUUGAGUUAACGAGAAACGAAACAAUAAAAUGACCCUUAAAUAGGUUAUAGAUAUAUACUACGUGUUAAUACGUGUUAAACAAAACGAUUUUUAAAUAACGCUAUUUUAUUUAUUAAAAUAAUAAAAAAAGCAUUAUAGUGUCUAAUAGCAACAAAAAAUUUAGGUACCUUUAUAGAUGAUAUUUCUUAGUUUCUUUCAGUAUCUAACAAACAUAAAUACCCAUAUAAUGUACAAUGACUGUGAAAUUUGAAUAUCUUCUCUUUUUGAAGGUAUUACCUACUAUACAUUUUAUAUUGUAUACUAUACAAAAAUUGUUUAAAACUAUCAAUUUAGAAAACGCCACUCGAAAUAUACAAUUGAAGAAAUUUAUGCAACGAAUUAAAUGAUAAAAAGGGUCCAACAAUUUUUUUUAAAUUUAUAACAAUACUUGAAAUUUACUAAAUUUGUAUUCGGUAUAUUUCAACUCAAUAAAAAACAAUUAGAACUAUACAAAUGAAAAUAUUUCCGUAAGAAAAUAAUUUAUUAUACUUAGUACCUAUUUAUAUUAAACUAGGGGUUCAAGCAUAGGCAAAAAUGAUACGCUAGUGUCAUAAAUUAGUUAAACAUCAGCAUAUAUAAUAACAAUAAUGCAUAAUGUCAACGAUAAAAUAACAUAUUUCAAUAUUUUUCUUUGUAACUUGACAAUUAUAUUGAGUGAAAUAAUUUCCUUUCUUGGCAGUACAUUUAUUUUUUUAAAUACUUUUUUUUAACUAAAUAAUUUUUUUAUAAAAUAAAACAAUAGAUUAGUUAUUAACCUAUAGUUAUUAUUGAAUUUCAGUUGCUAAACUAAACAGGGAAAUAAAAAAUUGCUUUCAAUAACGUUCAAUGGGAAAUCGAAAUUAAUAUUGAAUAUAUCCUAAUAUACUAUAGAAACAUGAUGCUUUAUUUUUAAAAGGUUGAGUAUAAAUGAACCUGCAGGCUAAAAUAUUUAUCGAAUAUCUUAUACAGCUGCAAAUUUGAAUUAUUAUAAAUUUAUAAUAAAUAAAUAAAUUCUAAUUGAAAAAUAUAAUAAUUUCUAUAAGCUUAUACGCAUAAUAAUAUCAAAGAAUACAUAAAGAUAUUUUUAUUAUAAGGUGUCAUUAUUGAAUUAUAACUAAAAUGGUACUAAAUAUUUACCGAUUCCAAAAAGGAAAUUAUGAAUUAUACAAUUGGUACAAAUAAAUAAUAUUAAUAAUACGAUAUAUUAUGGUUUAUUUCAAUUCUCAAUUUUUAAACUUUAAUGACUCAUAAAUUAUUUUUUACGUACAAGCUUACGAUAAUAGAUAAAAACCUGAAAAUAGUAUCGAUCUUAAUUUAUUUUUAACGCAUAUUCCUUUUGAACAUUUUAAUAAUACCAGAAAGUAGCCUAAUUAUGAUUUAUAUGUAAUUUUUUUAUUUCAGCCCUGGCACUGUGUGAUUGGUCGUGGCUUCAAGAGACUAGACGAAAGAUAGCUCGAAUGUACUGUUCACCAAAAGUUUGCUCUUCCAACUACGGUCUUCUCGACUCUAUAGCGUCCGACGAGGUAGACGUAUUUUUUAAGUCGCUCGCCACAACUACCGCGUGCGAUGGAUCCGACUCAGUUGUGCAGUUGAAACCAUUACUGUUAAUGGCCUGUGCCAACAUGUUCGUCCGGUUCAUGUGCUCGAAACAAUUCAGUUAUAAGGACCCUGAAUUCCAAACCAUGGUUCGGACGUUUGAUGAGAUAUUUUGGGACAUUAACCAGGGUUACGCGGUGGAUUUUUUACCAUGGUUGCGGCCGUUUUACGCAGGUCACAUGAAACAACUGUCCGAAUGGUCGGCAUACAUCAGGCGUUUCAUUAUGGACAAUGUUGUGUCAACAAGGAGUAGUUAUAUAAAGGCCGUAAUGGAGGCUAGCGAUGCCGACGGUAACCGUUACUAUCAUGAUGAUGCUGAUGACAAACAAGAACCGAAUGAUUUCACCGAUGCCCUGCUCAUGAGCCUGCGUAAAGAGCCGGGUCUCAAAAUGGACCACGUGCUGUUCGAACUCGAAGAUUUUAUUGGCGGUCAUUCGGCUGUCGGCAACUUGGUCAUGCUGGCACUAUCCAUGGUGGCCACCAGACCACAUGUAGCUCAAGCUGUCCGGGACGAGGCUGAAAGAGUCACGGGCGGACAACGUCUGGUCCGCCUUUACGACAAAUCGGAAAUGCCGUAUACCGAAGCUACACUGUUUGAGACUUUACGCAUGAUCUCGUCUCCCAUCGUUCCUCACGUGGCCACCGAAAACACUACAAUUAAAGGUGAGAAAAACAAUAUAAAUUACGCAGAGUUCAACGUCAACUGUACAAUACAUUCCUAUAACUUAAUGCUUAAUGUAUGGAGUCCGGAUUAAUAUUGUUUUAUAUCUAAUGUAAAAUAAAACUGAUAAAUACAUUAAAAUGAUAAUUUCGAAUGUUCAAUCUUGCCUCGCAGUCAUUUAUAUAAUAUAAAUAGGAUAUAUUACGUUGUAUAAAAUAAUUAAACGUUGAUAUCUUUUCUUUUCGUGUGCCUAUGUAGGUUUCAAAAUCGUCAAAGACACGUGCAUAAUAAUCAACAACUACGAGCUCAACACUAGUCCAGAGUACUGGGAAAAUCCCGAAUUAUUCGAACCCGAACGAUUCGUCCAACGUAAACCCGACGCAAAACCGUGUAUUAAAAAACCUGAGUAUUUUCUACCGUUCAGCACCGGAAAAAGAACGUGUAUUGGGCAGCAAUUGGUUACCGGGUUCGGGUUUGUUUUGCUGGCCUGUGUUCUCCAAAGGUACGAAGUAAAAGCCACCGAUCAAUUGGCGAUACCGGAAGCACGCAUGGCUCUUCCACCCGACACGUACCCCUUGAUAUUGAAACCAUACAGUAACGGAUCUCCAUCAAAAAAUGAGAAGUUUUAAUAAUUUCGCUUGGUAAUUCUAUAAAAACACACGAUUCUAAAACUAAACACUAAUGUUAUCAGUGUGCAUCCAAUAAAAUAGACAGGCAUACUUAUAAGUUAUAAUUAUUGUACACAAUGUAUAAUCAUUAUUGUAUAGGUGUCUAUAUUAUUUUUACAAGACUGUUUGAUAUCAAGACUUACAAGACUUUUUAUUCUUAGGAAUUCUACAACAUAAUAUUUAUUCAGUCCAUAAUCUAUUGUUUUAAAAGUAUAUAUUAUACUGUAAAAAUGUCAUAAUUUUUUUUUCUAAUGUAUGGGUCGUCUAUAUAAAAUGUCAAUUAAAUAUUGCAUAUUAUGAUAACUGAAUAUUUGUUAUAUUAGAAAAAAAAUUUAAGCACAUUAAUAUUCAAACAAUUUCCCUUUUAUAGUUUAAUUUUAAGAUUAAAAAUAUUAAGGUUCAUAUUUAGACACACUGUUAUUAGGCACAACUAUCUUAAUGUCAUGAAAUUUUAAACGCAAAACAUAUCCAAUUUGUCAUGCAUCUAUUAAUUGUUAAAAAUGUUUUAUUACGAUUAAUUUAUAAUAUAGUGGUGGGUCGAACUUCAAUUGGUAGGAACUCGAACUCGAAUUUAAUUUUUUUCUGGGACUUAUAACGAUUAUUUUAGUUUUAAUCCAAAGGACAAAAAACACAUAAUAUUAUUAUAAUUAGGUACGAAGAUGCAUUUAUUUUUUUCCUUUUGAUACAAACGAAUAUAUCAUAUUCACC